GGAGGCUGGGCAUUCCAGGGGGCCUCGGGCCCGAGUGGCCUCCCUCACCAGCAGAGAUGCUCGGAGAUAAUCCCGGAUUAGGACCCAAGCCCCCGUGCCCAGGGCUCCCCGCCUGCCCACCCGCCCCCGAUCUUCCCCACAAAACCCUAGGAAAAUCCCCUGCAGUGCUCCCAGACUCUCACUGGGAGCGGCUGGGGGCUGGCGGGAGCCCAUAGCGCCCGCUGGGGCCCAGCCCCGGGCCGUCCCUGGAACUGCAGGCCUGGCAUGGUUCUGGGGCCCAUGGGAAACUGUGCCAAGCGGCCCCGACACCGGGGGCCUAAGGACAGCUGGCAGUGGCCUGGCUCCCCCACAGGGGACUCCCACCACAGCCUGGGCCCCAGCCUCAGCCCCAAGGAGCAUGGGGACCCCAGGCCAGGCAUCCAGGGCUACUCGGUGCUCAGCAGCCUGGUGGGGCCCGCCUGCAUCUUCCUGCGGCCCAGCAUCGCCGCCACCCAGCUCGUAUGACCGGGAGCUGCGGCCAGAGGAGAUUGAAGAGCUGCAGGCUGCCUUCCAGGAGUUUGACCGAGACCGUGACGGCUACAUCGGCUGCCGGGACCUGGGCGCCUGCAUGCGGACGCUGGGCUACAUGCCCACCGAGAUGGAGCUGAUCGAGAUUUCACAGCAAAUCAGUGGCGGGAAGGUGGACUUUGAAGACUUUGUGGAACUGAUGGGCCCCAAGCUACUGGCAGAGACGGCGGACAUGAUUGGCGUCAGGGAGCUGCGGGACGCCUUCCGAGAGUUUGACACCAAUGGAGACGGCUGCAUCAGCUUGGGCGAGCUCCGGGCAGCCCUCAAGGCCCUACUGGGGGAGCGCCUCAGCCAGCGGGAGGUGGACGAGAUCCUCCAGGACAUUGACCUCAACGGGGACGGCCUGGUCGACUUCGAAGAGUUUGUGCGAAUGAUGUCUCGCUGAGCCUGCACAGAAGCUGGAGGCAGCAGAAAGGAUUUGGGACCACAGCCACCACCCACCAGUGUGUUCCUGGAAGCCCAUAGCCUCCAGCUGGCACCCUCUGCCUCUCCUCUCCGCCCUCCGCCUGUGUGCAAUGCCUUUGCCUACCCUCACCCCCACCCCCAACCCCUCCACCAAGCCCCUUGCUCAUCUCCAUUUCUCUG
Pteropus alecto (black flying fox) is the source of this 1152-nucleotide messenger RNA. RefSeq names its product calcium binding protein 2 (gene CABP2). Bases 398 to 952 code for a protein of 184 amino acids. The record is from RefSeq and is a predicted model, not a curated record. Gene Ontology annotation, molecular function: calcium ion binding. NCBI's taxonomy places the organism in Eukaryota, Metazoa, Chordata, Mammalia, Chiroptera, Pteropodidae. The transcript is spliced from 7 exons.